CCCGGCGGCCGAGCGUGAGGCGGGGCCCGCGCGGCAGGAGGACGCGGCGCCGAGGCGGUUUUGCAUGCGCUGGAGGCCAGACCGGAGCCCUUCGGAGCUAAGACCCAGGUGCUGGGCGCACCGGCAGCACUAAGGCGGGAAGAUGAGUGAGCUGGACCAGCUCCGCCAGGAGGCCGAGCAGCUGAAGAACCAGAUCCGCGAUGCGAGGAAGGCCUGCGCGGAUGCCACGCUCUCCCAGAUCACCAACAGCGUUGACCCGGUGGGGAGGAUCCAGAUGCGCACCCGGAGGACGCUGCGGGGGCACCUGGCCAAGAUCUACGCCAUGCACUGGGGCACCGACUCCAGGCUUCUGGUCAGCGCCUCCCAGGAUGGCAAGCUGAUCAUCUGGGACAGCUACACCACCAACAAGGUGCACGCCAUCCCGCUGCGCUCGUCCUGGGUCAUGACCUGCGCGUACGCCCCCUCGGGGAACUACGUGGCCUGCGGCGGCCUGGACAACAUCUGCUCCAUCUACAACCUGAAGACCCGCGAAGGCAAUGUGCGUGUGAGCCGCGAGCUAGCUGGGCACACAGGCUACCUGUCUUGCUGCCGCUUCCUAGACGACAACCAGAUUGUCACCAGCUCGGGAGACACCACCUGUGCCCUGUGGGACAUCGAGACUGGCCAGCAGACCACCACCUUCACUGGACACACUGGGGACGUGAUGAGCCUCUCUCUCGCCCCGGACACCAGACUGUUUGUCUCCGGUGCGUGCGACGCCUCUGCCAAACUGUGGGACGUGCGAGAAGGGAUGUGCCGGCAGACCUUCACCGGCCACGAGUCGGACAUCAACGCCAUCUGCUUCUUCCCCAACGGCAACGCGUUCGCCACUGGCUCGGACGACGCCACCUGCAGGCUGUUCGACCUCCGCGCCGACCAGGAGCUCAUGACCUACUCCCACGACAACAUCAUCUGCGGCAUCACCUCCGUCUCCUUCUCCAAGAGCGGCCGCCUCCUCCUCGCCGGGUACGACGACUUCAACUGCAACGUGUGGGACGCGCUCAAGGCCGACAGGGCAGGUGUGUUGGCCGGACACGACAACCGCGUCAGCUGCCUGGGGGUGACCGACGACGGGAUGGCCGUGGCCACGGGGUCCUGGGACAGCUUCCUCAAGAUCUGGAACUAGGCGGGCAGGUAGACGCCGCGGUGAGCGCAAGAGCGAUCGCCUUUGCAAGCACCCCACUAACGCGGAUGCCCUGCCUCUCCCCUCAGAACUCCAGCGGGGCAGCCUCUCUCCUCCACUCACUGCUGACACCAAGAGCACAAUCCGGCGCGAGAGGACGGCGAAAGGCCGCGGGUUGUGCGCUCCUCCCGGGACCACCGUCUUUCCUCCUCUGUCUUGACUAUAACGAAGCAAGUACCAUAAUAAAAAAUGUUCACGAGGUGCCCGAGUGUAAUUGUGAGACGGGGGCCUCCCGCCGGCCG
Messenger RNA from Talpa occidentalis (Iberian mole), 1464 nucleotides. It is a transcript of the gene GNB1, whose product is annotated as G protein subunit beta 1. The record is from RefSeq and is a predicted model, not a curated record. NCBI's taxonomy places the organism in Eukaryota, Metazoa, Chordata, Mammalia, Eulipotyphla, Talpidae. The coding region runs from base 143 to 1165 and encodes 340 amino acids. Gene Ontology annotation, cellular component: heterotrimeric G-protein complex; cytoplasm. The transcript has 12 exons. Gene Ontology annotation, molecular function: protein binding; signaling receptor complex adaptor activity. Gene Ontology annotation, biological process: G protein-coupled receptor signaling pathway.